Messenger RNA from Brachypodium distachyon (stiff brome), 2171 nucleotides. RefSeq names its product probable glucuronosyltransferase Os04g0650300. Gene Ontology annotation, biological process: plant-type secondary cell wall biogenesis; glucuronoxylan biosynthetic process. Lineage: Eukaryota; Viridiplantae; Streptophyta; Magnoliopsida; Poales; Poaceae. The coding region runs from base 372 to 1661 and encodes 429 amino acids. The transcript is spliced from 3 exons. Gene Ontology annotation, molecular function: xylosyltransferase activity; galactosylgalactosylxylosylprotein 3-beta-glucuronosyltransferase activity. The record is from RefSeq and is a predicted model, not a curated record. Gene Ontology annotation, cellular component: Golgi membrane.
GCGUGUUCACCACGAGGAACCAAGAACCAACCGGCCGGCACCGCCGCCUCUCCCCCGUGCGGCACGGCUGGCUCCCCUGCGGCGAUCUGCUGCUGCCAACUGCCGAAUUCCCAGAGUAAACCCCACCCCCGUUCCAUCCCCACCUCACCAUCCACCACCUGCGCCCUCUUUUACUUAUCUCCUCCUAAUAAUUGCCUUCUUCCUCGCUUUCCCUUCCCUUCCCCGGCCCCGGCCUCACCUCGUCCUCCUAUCCCCCACCUUCUCUUAUACCACACUUCCCCCGCCCCGCUCCUAGCCAAAGCCAAACCCAACCUGCAACCAGCAACCCAGCCAAAGUCUGCCCCCCGGCCCGGCGAGCUUACGAGACGAGGAUGAAGCUCCCGCUGUCGGCGGGGUCGCCCGACGCGGCGGCGCUGCCGGAGUCGGCCAGCAAGCCGUCGCUGCCGGCCACGUGGCUGAUCCUGCACGCGCUCUUCUGCGCCACAUCCAUGGCCGUCGGGUUCCGCUUCUCGCGCCUCGUCGUCUUCCUCCUCUUCCUCCCGACCCCGCCCAUGGACCCCGCCGCGCACCUCGUGUCGCUCGUCUCCCCGCCCGUCAUGCUCGCCAGCGCCAACGCCACCGCCGCCACCAUCACCACCACCACGACCACCACCACCACCGUCACCACCACCACCACGGUCGCCGAGGCGCAUCACGACCACGGCCAUGUCCACCAUGGCCCCGUCUUCGUGGGCCGGCACGCCAUCCGGGUCCGCUCCUGGCCGCACCCAGACCCCGCCGAGCUCAUCAAGGCGCACCACAUCCUCGCCGCCGUCCAGGACGCGCAGCGCAGCAGCAGAAGACGCGGGGCGGAGCCGGUGAGGCCUGUGAUUGCUGUCACCCCGACUGCCACUUCCGCGCUCCAGGCGCCGUGCCUGACUUCGCUGGCGCACACGCUGCGCAUCGUCGAUGGCCCGCUCUUGUGGAUCGUCGCCGAGCCUGGCCACCGCACCGACGCCGUCGCCGCCGUGCUCUCCCGCUCCGGCCUCGACUUCCUCCACCUCGCUGGCCCCGCCGGCGCCUCCACCGCGCGCCUGCGAAUGCACGCCCUCAGGGAGAUACGGAAGCAGCGGAUGGACGGCGUGGUGGUGUUCGCGGACGAGAACGGCAUCCUCCGCACGGAGCUAUUCGACGAGGCACAGAAGGUGAAAUCCGUGGGCGCCGUGCCCGUCGGCAUCCUGGGCGAGGACGAAGGCACCAAGGAGUCGUUCCUCCAAGGGCCCGCCUGCGACGACGCCGGGAAGCUGGUGGGAUACCACGUCUCGGAGGAGACCCUGCUGCCGGCGGAGCGGGGCGACAUGCUGCUGUCGAGCAGGCUGGAGUGGGCCGGGUUCGUGCUCAACGCGCGGGUGCUCUGGGAGGGCGCGCCGGAGCGGCCCGACUGGGUGCGCGACCUCGACGCCGUCGACGGCGCCGCGCACCUCGACAGCCCGCUCGCGCUCGUCACCGAUGCCGCCCGCGUCGAGCCGCUCGCCAAGUGCGCCCAGGCGGCGCUCGCGUGGUCGCUCCGCUCCGAUGCUCUGCACGAAGUCAAAUUCCCGCAUGAAUGGAAAUUUGAUCCUCCUCUGGUGAAUGCCGCUUCGCGUCAACAGAGCGUAGUAAAUACUGAAGAUGGUCACUAGAGAACAGAAAUUUUGUGAACAACUGAAAAUCAGAGCUAUGGGCCGCCUGCUUUGUGAAGCCUCCACCGAUGCAUCUGUCCCUCGCUGGUGCCAAGGGCUCUCAACCCAAGUAACAGAAGGUAGCUCGGCUCAGCUCAGCUAAUGUGUUGGGAGUGCAGAAAGUCACAGACGAUACAUCUAUAAAUCAGCAAGCAUGUUUUGUAUCAUCAUCGUAUAAAAUAGUUACAAAAAAAAGUUUAAUUAUAUGCACCAUUCAUCGCUUCUCCAUUAGGUAGAUAUUUUAGGCGUAUUUCUUUUGUGUAAUAUAUAGAUCAGGGCAGGGGCUCGCGGAAUUGGUCUGGGGGUUAAGGCCGUUUUGUUCGUGUAAUUGUGUGAAAUAAUAAUGAUCCACCUCAUUUGGUGACGGCGUUUUACCAUGUAUCCAGAGUGUACCGACGUUGCUCAGAAAAACAGAGCAUGUGACGGUAUCAGGUUUUGCGCCCAAAAUGAAAAUGUGGUCGGUGAUGGUUA